Heterostelium album PN500 is the source of this 1467-nucleotide messenger RNA. RefSeq lists its product as uncharacterized. The record is from RefSeq and is a predicted model, not a curated record. The coding region runs from base 1 to 1467 and encodes 488 amino acids. Lineage: Eukaryota; Evosea; Eumycetozoa; Acytosteliales; Acytosteliaceae. Gene Ontology annotation, molecular function: guanyl-nucleotide exchange factor activity. The transcript has 7 exons. Gene Ontology annotation, cellular component: recycling endosome.
AUGGAUCCAUUGUCUAUGCUUGCAGCAGAAGAAGAAGCAAAGAUACUUCAAGCACAGAAAGCAAGAGAGGCAGCAGAGGUAGCAGCAGCAAAAACAUCUAAAACCAAGAUUAGAAAUCAUUUCGAAGAGGAAGAGAGUCGUUUGGAAUCAAUCACAAGAAUACACUUGCAUGAUCCUACAAUCGACAUCAAUUCAAACAUCAAAGAAAUCGAAAUCAAAGAUCGUAACACAAUCUCAAAGAAGAAAUGGGUAAAUUCAUUUUGUGUCGUUAAUUUCGAUCUUGAAAUAGGUCAAACAUUAGAUUAUAGUUAUCCAAAAGUAAUGUUAAGAGAUGAAGAGAUUACAAAUUUAUGUUUCUUGUCAUUUCCAGAUUCGAAUUCACAUCUUCAAGGCGACAUUAUAUAUUCAUUCAAACUGAAUAAUAGAAGUGGUCGGUCCGCUCUACUUUCAGUAUGGAAACACACUGCUCGAGGUUGCCCAUCAAAACAUGGCUGCUUGGCCCGAGUUGAAACUCGGUCAGACCUACGAGCUGCCGAUUCUCGGCUCGAUCUUCACGUUCCACGUGCCGUACACUACGAGUGCACCGCACAUCAUCGACCCGAUUCUCAAGCAGAAUCUGGCGGCCACCAAGUCGCUCGACAAGAGCCAGGUGUCACAACCACCGCACAGCCAAAUUCAAGCGAUGACACCAACAACAUUCCGGCAUCGAUAAUCGGUGUUACCAAUCCAUUCUUCUUGAAGGCAUUAAGUCAUUGGCCAACAAUCAUUAAUAUUGGUACAGUACAUAGAUUGGGUAUGAAUCAUCAACAACAACAACAAAAAAAGAAAACUUUAUCACUAAUGUCAAGAGAUUCAGGUAGCAAACAGAUGACAGACAAAGAGAAAAUAACAACAGAAUACAAACCAUAUACUUCACCAGACAAGAAUUUAGUUAAAAAGAUUACAGAUAGUGGCGAAUUGCCAUCACAUAACGAAACGCUUAGAAAAUACUUUUUACAAUUGACAUUAAGCUUUUUGAUACCACUAGAGCGAUACUUUUCUUCUUUAUUACCUUUAGCAAAAACUAUAUCAGUAUUUCAACGACCACCAAGAUUAAAGAAUUUCGAUAAUCAAGAGUUUCUUGACAAGUUGGCAGAGACUGACGAAACCUAUAUUCUUGACAGCAAGAGCAAAGAGAUCGAGUUGUACAAAGAAUUUUUAGAAUCAGUCAACUUUAAGAAUUGGUUGGAGGAGAAGAGAAAGGAAGCAAUUAGACAUCUCAAUACACUCUAUAGAAAAGCAAUCUUGGAUGCCGACGUUCACGCACUGCUUAAAAACAAAACUCCUUCAACUGCACUAGAUCUACACAAAAGAGUUAAAGAUCAAUUGAUUUUAGAAGAGAAUCUAUUCCAAGCACCCGAUGACAUCAAACAAAAACUAAGAGCACAUCUAGAUUUAAUUAAUCUAUAUUUUAAUAAUAUUUCAUAA